AUGUCAUUUUUACAAAAUUUUCAUUUAAGUCCAGGACAGACUAUACGUUCUACAAGAGGUUUCAAAUGGAAUACUGGAAAUAAUGAUCAACCACAGGAUCAAAGCCAACUAAAUGGUCAAGGUUCUCCUUUGGUUAAUAAGGGACAAUCGGAAUAUAAUUCUAAUUCUAAUUUUAUGACCACCCCUGUAAAACAAAGAGGUGGAAACAAUACAUCUUUAUUUAAUGCCCCUCUGGAUCAACAACAGCAACAACAAGUCACCGAUUUCAAUUAUACCCCUUCACAUCAAAAACCGUUUAUACAGCCCGUAUCAGGAACUACAGUAACAACUCAUCAAGAUAUUAAGGAAAUUGUAGAGACUACUCUAGGUUCUGAAGGUGUUUUAAAUCAGGCUGUCAAAUUACCAAAGGGUGAAAAUGAAAAUGAAUGGUUAGCUGUUCAUGUAGUGGAUUUUUACAAUCAAAUUAAUAUGUUGUACGGUACAAUUACUGAAUUUUGUUCACCUGAAUCAUGUCCAAGAAUGAUUGCUACCAAUGAAUAUGAAUAUUUAUGGUCCUUUGAAAAAGGUAGAUCUCCGGUUUCUGUUAGUGCUCCAAAAUAUGUUGAAUGUUUGAUGAGGUGGUGUCAGGAUCAAUUUGAUGAUGAAUUAAUAUUCCCAAGUAGGAGGGAUGGUGUUUUCCCUGAUAGAUUUAUUGACAAAGUUAUUAUUCCAAUGUUAAGAAGGUUGUUUAGAGUAUAUGCUCAUAUAUAUUGUCAUCAUUUCAAUGAGGUUCUUGAAUUGAAUUUACAAACUGUGUUAAAUACUAGUUUUAGACAUUUUUGUCUAUUUGCACAAGAAUUUAAUUUAUUACGUCCCUCAGAUUUUGGACCUUUAUUAGAAUUGGUUACAGAAUUAAGAGAUAGGUGA
Maudiozyma barnettii is the source of this 906-nucleotide messenger RNA. It is a transcript of the gene MOB1, whose product is annotated as Mob1p. Lineage: Eukaryota; Fungi; Ascomycota; Saccharomycetes; Saccharomycetales; Saccharomycetaceae. Gene Ontology annotation, cellular component: nucleus; cytoplasm. The record is from RefSeq and is a predicted model, not a curated record. Gene Ontology annotation, molecular function: protein kinase activator activity. Bases 1 to 906 code for a protein of 301 amino acids. Gene Ontology annotation, biological process: positive regulation of protein phosphorylation; signal transduction; cell division. The transcript has a single exon.